This is a messenger RNA of Oncorhynchus masou masou (cherry salmon), 4452 nucleotides long. Its product is annotated as synaptotagmin-like protein 5. NCBI's taxonomy places the organism in Eukaryota, Metazoa, Chordata, Actinopteri, Salmoniformes, Salmonidae. Gene Ontology annotation, biological process: exocytosis; intracellular protein transport. The coding region runs from base 402 to 2708 and encodes 768 amino acids. Gene Ontology annotation, cellular component: plasma membrane; exocytic vesicle. The record is from RefSeq and is a predicted model, not a curated record. The transcript has 17 exons. Gene Ontology annotation, molecular function: small GTPase binding; neurexin family protein binding; phospholipid binding.
UGAUCAGAGAGACGCGCAAAGAGAUGGACUAACUGCACAAGCUCCCCCAUAGCAUCCACUCUCAGGAGUCACCAAGCCACCACUUGCCGGAGUGCUGCUUUCAGGAUCAGACUGGCUGUGGACAAGUCUCUGGGGAUAGAGUAACUGCUGUGUGAUUCGAGGUUUGUAUUAGACGCUAGAGAGAAACAAGAUAAGGAGAAGAACACAGCGAAACCUUGGGGAACGUGGAGAACGUCUUGCUUCACACAUAGAAACCAUGAUAAUGCUAACAAAACGUUAACGGAAUCUUAACGGAACACUCAGCGAGGUCAUGUAGCUGCACUCGGAACGCCCUGCAUGUGACCACUCUUCCUGCAUCGCCUCGGCUUCUCUGAUUGGCUGGUUUCGAGAGUGACGGACCAAUGGAGAAGAGUGCUGAGGAGCUGAACCUCUCGUUCCUGCUGGAGCAUGAGAGAGAGAUGAUCCUCAGUGUCUUGCAGAAGGACGAGAAACUGAGGAAGAGAGAGGAGAAGAGGAUACGGAAGCUGAAGAAUGAGCUGGUGGAGAUCAGGCGUAAGGGUUCACGCUGCCCCCAGGAGGUUGGGGAGCGUCAAUGUGCCCGCUGCCUGAAGGGCCUGGGCCUGAUCUUCGACCGUGGGGAGCUCUGUGAGGAGUGCCUACAGCGUGUCUGCAGCGACUGCCGCAUAAUGCCCCCUAAAGGAAAGCAGUGGAAGUGCUCCAUCUGCUCCAAAGUCUCAGAGCUGAAGGUAGUGACCGGGGAGUGGUUCCUGGAGGAACGGUCCAAGCGGUUUGACCAGGGUGCGGUGCUCAGCAGUGACGUUGUUAAACAGUCUAUCAUGAGCAGCCCUGCUGGAAGCCCCCAGAGGAAGUCUCCUGCGCCAGGCGAUACAAUCCACACACCUGAGAGGCCAGACACGUCCAAAUCAGGAAGAAGCGCCGUAAGGAACCUGGUGGAUGGUGCCAAGAGGAAAGGGAAAGGGAUGCGGAUGGAAAAGAGGGUCAGCCGUCCCAGCCUGAAGCCAGAAAACGAGGCGGACGGUGGUAAUGUGUCCCCUCCGGUUCCCGACACAGACCCAUGCAGCGUACGCAGCGCCCGGUCUGCACCACGCUCCACAACCCGCUCCACACCUCACUCACACAGGGGCAGUGCUGUGACUCUGGAGACCUUAGGGUUCCCUACUGUACCCAACAACCUGCGCUCCCAAACCCUGGAGAGGGACAGGUCCCCUACACCCAGCAGCAAGACCAGGAGGGUCAGGCCGGACGGAGCAGAGAGCGUGGCUAGUUUCCACUCCAGCGACAGCGUGUUUGACAAGAUGGCCGAAACCGUCACCAGGCAUGGCAGGAUGGAGCCUGGCACCGCCACCCCCACCAUCGCUGUCUCCAGGGCUUCCGUGUCUUCAGAUCGUAGUCGUUCUGAGGUGGACCUGUCUGUUCCUGGUUCUGCCAGUGAUGAGGCCCUCAGUCUGAGGAGCCACUCUGUCCCUGGGCUCAAUGAACCGGAGUUAAAUAAUGCUGAGAAAGACGAGGACAUGGAUGCUCUGAUGUCGGCACACAGCAAGGCCACCAGCCGACGCGUGAGCAACGCUAUGUCCACGUCUUCUACUCCUGGCUCAGAGAGGAAAUGGGGCUACCUCAGUCUCCCUGGCGACUCGGACGCAGAAACUAGCAGUCUGAACAGUAUGAUGAGUAUGUACAGUGAGACCGGUGACUAUGGCAACGCCAAUGUGAGUGGGGAGCUGCUGUUGAACAUCAGCUACAGCUAUAAGACAGGCGCUCUCAAUGUCCUGGUGAAGGAGUGUCGCAACCUGGCCACCGGGGAUGAGAGGAAGCAACGCACAGACGCCUAUGUGAAGGCUUACCUUCUCCCAGACAAGUCUCGCCAGAGCAAGAGGAAGACCAGCAUCAAGACCAACACAAUCAACCCUGUGUUCAAUGAGAACCUUAGGUAUGUGAUCAGCCACUCCCAGUUGGAGACGCGGACAUUGCAGCUGUCUGUGUGGCACCACGACCGCUUCGGUCACAACAGCUUCCUUGGGGAGGUGGAUCUGACCUUUGACUCCUGGGAGUUUGACACUAACAUGGAGGAGUGGUACUCUCUGCAACCCAAGCUGGACAGUAGAAUGGACUCCACGCUCCAGUAUAAAGGGGAGCUAACCGUCGUUCUUAAGUACAUCCCUGCAGAGAAGAACCUCAUGCUACCCCUGGACCAGGUCCAAGUGAAGAAAGGCUUUCUGAAAGGAAAGAAGACCAGCAUCAAGCUGCCCAAGGGAGGAAUGGUGGAGCUGCUGGUCAAGGAGGCCAAGAACCUGACCGCUGUCAAGUCUGGAGGCACAUCGGACCCCUUUGUGAAAGGGUACCUGCUCCCUGACAACAGUAAGUCCACCAAGCACAAGACGGCGGUGUUGCGUCGCACGGUCAACCCCCAGUGGAACCACACCUUUACCUAUUGUGGCCUGCAGGCCGGAGACCUGAACAACGUGUGUCUGGAGCUCACCGUCUGGGACAAGGAGGCUCUGGCCAGCAACGUCUUCCUGGGGGGAGUCCGACUCAACGGAGGGACAGACCAGAGCUAUGGGAACCAGGUGGACUGGAUGGACUCAUAUGGAGAGGAACAGCGGCUAUGGCAACGCAUGAUUGACAACCCAGAGGUCCCCCAGGAGUGUACACUGAUGCUGAGGUCCAGCAUGUGCAAGCACAACCCAUGACAUGGCAGGAGGGAGAAAAAGGAGAGAGGCAGUUGGAAAGACAGAGGGGAAACAGAGAAAAGUAUCAGAGAGGGGAGAAAAAGUAGAAGUUAAGAAAGAGGGAAAUAAAAUGAACAAAAGAAAGAGAGGGGCAGAGGUUGAGAGUGCUCCAUGGCCUUGCUCUAUCCCUGCAAUAAAGAGCUGAUGACAUCACCCCACUUCCUGAACUUUGAACCCUAACCACUGAGCCACCCUGAUCCUGCACUGGGGUUCGUGGCCCUCUACCUGGUUAAGUGGACAACCAGUCAUGCCUUACACACACACACCCUGCCCUCCAAAGCAUCCAGCCAAGACCAAGCACUGCUACAACAACAACUACUAAUACCGCUGUACAUUAUGACAUAUAUGUAACAUAAUGAACAAGCAUGUGCCAUUGUAUGAUCUGAUCUGACUCCCGGUUUCCACUAUGCACAUACAUUAUGGGUGUGUGGGGGAACCUGUCCUUGUCGUGUUUAUUUACAACACUCUCCUCUCCCUGUGAUGAGACCACGAGUUAGAAGUUGUCCUUAUUCCCAGAUCUAGGAUCAGAUUGUCUUGACCUGCUCCUAACUAUAACCAUUAGUGGGAAGUUAACAUAUCUGACCCUGUAUCAGUGGUUCAGGAUAGCCUCUACCUACUCUCAUAAGGUAACUACUCCAAAGGCACUUUGGGUUUGUUGCAUUGCUGAGGAGAUUUAAACAUUCCAAUAGAAUACUGUAAAAUGACAAUUAGGGUAUGUUCAAGACUGCGAUGUUUCAUGCAAUAAUUGUAUUAGGCAACAUUCUGAACUGAUAAUCACCCGUUUCAAAUGGUUGCACAACUGCAUUGUAACUGAUCCUGAACACACCAAUAGUUUUACUGUUGUCUUGAUAAAGCACAUUUUAAGAGUAGAACAGCACAAACAAUACUCACUUCAUCAACAGACGUCUAUGGACCUAACUUUGUGUGGAAACAGAUUAAGGCGGAAAUCUAACCAGAGUCCACCCUCUGUCUGUGACUCAUUGAAUAAAGCACAUCCGUCAGAGUGUCUGUCCCUGUAACUCAGGCCACUGUGACCCCUCGGUCCUUGUAACCUCCCUGGAUGAGUAAUAACACUUCUAGUAUCCCCCCAUAAAGGGUUCCGGUGUCUUGGCAUGCGUCCCAAAUGGGAGCCUUUUCCCUUUAAAGUGCACUUGUAGAGCACUAUAAAGGGAAUGGGCCAGUAAUCAAAGGUCGCUGGUUCGAAUCGCCGAGGCGCCGAGGUGAAACAUCUGCCAAUGUCCCCUUGAGCAAGGCACUUAACCCUAAUUGCUCCUGUAAGUAAUUCUGGAUAAGAGCGUCUGCUAAAUGGAAAUAAAUGGAAAUGGAAUAGGGUACCAUUUGAUCGCAGACUAUGUUUCUGUAUAGUCAUAUCCUACUGUGGUUUCAUUCUUUCUGUGGAAUGACACGUCUGCACAUUCGCCAUUGUCUAAGUUUCUGUUAUGCUCAACAACCAUUGAAAAGUGCAUAAUAAUAAUGAUACUAUUAAAAUGGCAUUUACUGUAUAGAUGAGUUGUGCGCAAUACCCUGCUGCUACUGAAGAAACACUAGAUGUGUCUAACAGCAUGUUACGGUCUCUGUUUUAAUGUCCUCUCAUUUCAAAACUAGAUUGAUUUGACUUUGGAAUGUGACUGAAUCCAUCUCUUAUUUUGAUUGCAAUGUGUUAUCAGAAUAUUUUGAAGUAAUAAACCACACAUAUCAGACCACA